Messenger RNA from Rotaria sp. Silwood2, 321 nucleotides. Lineage: Eukaryota; Metazoa; Rotifera; Eurotatoria; Philodinida; Philodinidae. The record is from the annotation of a GenBank genome assembly.
AUGAAAACACGUAAAGCUGCUCGAGCUUCUAAUACUCGACACGCGAAUUCAGAAUCAUUGGAGAUCGAUAAUGAUAAACCAUCGGAAAGUAUUCAAGCUUCUCCUAUUGCGGUUUAUUCGAUAAAUUAUCCGAUCGAAAAAGGUAAUUGUGAAAUCUGUAAUGAUUCAUUACCAUGCAAUAAUCUUAGGAUUCGUGAGCAUAUACUUGAAGUUCAUAGUAUCCUUAAUAUAAAAUAUAAAUGUAAAGGUUGUGGUAGAGAAUAUGAUACUAUUAGUAGUAUAAAAUCACACUAUCCGGCAUGCAAGAAAAAAACAACAUAA